CACGUUCCUGCCAGCAACGUUUCAUCUCCGGUUCAGUCACUCUCGCACGUUCUGCGAAAGGAAUAACAUCCCUCUCUAGGACGAUUUGGCAGAAUAAUUAAAAUUUAAACAAUCUCUCUGCAACUGUAAUCAUCUCACGGCGUAUCUUUGCAGUAAGUACAGACUACAUUAUAUAGUCUCAUUUCAGUUCUCAUAAGCUGAUAAUAUUAACAUAAUGAAAAAUGGAAAAUUUUCUUGUCCAUCAUCAAGAUUCAAAGGAAGGACAUGUUUGUUGGAUCAACCAGAUUUAGAAGAACUCAGAGAUCUUUUGGACCAAAAGUUGAGAGGAAGCUUCAGAGAUUUUAGGGUCAAUGUAGUUAGGUGUCCUGAUCUGACAGCUCAUCCUUAUUCUCUCGCCUCACAAGGACUGUGUGGCCACCCGGAAGUAAUACAAGUCGGUAAUUUCGAACAUAUGCAUGACCCGCAUAUAGAAAUAUUACCAUGGCAUAUCUCAGAUCUCAUUGAUAACUGCUGUGAGGGAAGAGCUUCCUUCAUCAUAGGAGAAGGCCUGCUUCGCGAUAUAUUUACAACUAAAGAACUUAUGAUGAAUAUGACGUAUGCGCGGAAACGUGUACUCGACAACAACAGUUAUGGUAUUUCUGUAAAUGAUAAGAGGAUCGUGUCGAAACGUCUUCCCGAUUCCUAUCCUGCUGUUUUCGAUCUCUAUGGCAACUUUCUCGUUUGCGGCGGUUUACAGAAAAAUGUCCUCGAAGUGCGCGCCAAAAAGAUUGAUUCUGAUGUGAAUAUCUUGCAACUGAUACGGAAUGCACUUUGCCAAAGAUAUCAUAAUUCCAAUGUCGGCUUGACCGGCGUGCUUCUCAUAAACAAAGGUUCGAUAGAAGCAGCCGUUGUGCCACCCGCUUUUAUGCCUACUUCGUUGAGAAGAAUUAACGAAACUGAGGAUUUCUCCCUUAUUAGAUAUAAUAUUCCAGCACCUCUUGCAGUUCACACUACAAUGUUCAACUUUAACGAAUUUGACCCACUGCCAGAUGACGAAAUGACAUAUGUAGUUAACGAGUACAGUAAUCAGAUUAUACCGAAAGACGAACGGAUGGGUGGUAGCUAUCGUAAAGAUAUCACACCACAUGCAAUGGAAUUUGUAGGCUACUUUAAUGUGCUGAACAAGUUGCAUCGUGUUCAUCGUGUGUAAUAUAAACUCAAACCCGGCACAGACUAACUCCUGUUUCCAUAUUCUAAGCAACAUGACCGAUAUCACGCCUUUAUAACAUAUAAUUGUUAUAGAUAUAACUUAACGCGAAGCAAUGUUUAUUGCUUUUACCUAAACCAUUGUAAUUCAAAAGUAAGCGUUAAUAAUAUAAACGUAAAUUUCUUUAUUUUAAUACAAAAUUUAUAUUCUUCAAGCUUAUAAUUUUGUAUUAGUAGCAAAAUUUUGAUUAUUAUAUAUAGCAUUGUUUAAAAGAAAAUAAAGUAGGUAUAUUCCUAACAAUAUAGAGUAAAUUUCUAUUAAUGUAAACGAAUUGAAAAGAAGUAUACAUUUAUCAAAUCACA
This is a messenger RNA of Wasmannia auropunctata (little fire ant), 1548 nucleotides long. RefSeq names its product ester hydrolase C11orf54 homolog. Bases 215 to 1189 code for a protein of 324 amino acids. The record is from RefSeq and is a predicted model, not a curated record. Gene Ontology annotation, cellular component: nucleus. Gene Ontology annotation, molecular function: zinc ion binding; hydrolase activity, acting on ester bonds. The transcript is spliced from 7 exons. NCBI's taxonomy places the organism in Eukaryota, Metazoa, Arthropoda, Insecta, Hymenoptera, Formicidae.